Messenger RNA from Candida albicans SC5314, 1122 nucleotides. RefSeq lists its product as uncharacterized. Gene Ontology annotation, cellular component: nucleoplasm. Gene Ontology annotation, molecular function: histone binding. Gene Ontology annotation, biological process: CENP-A containing chromatin assembly; DNA replication-dependent chromatin assembly. The record is from RefSeq and is a predicted model, not a curated record. Lineage: Eukaryota; Fungi; Ascomycota; Pichiomycetes; Serinales; Debaryomycetaceae. The coding region runs from base 1 to 1122 and encodes 373 amino acids. The transcript has a single exon.
AUGUCUAAUUAUUCAACAGAAGUAGCCAAGCUAAUUUCAGAAGGGUCCAGGGCUUAUUCAUCGAAGGAUUUUGAUCUUGCAUCUGAAAAGUAUGGAGAGGCAUGCGAAGAGUAUUCCAAAAGUCAUCAAGGUAAUGAAGAUGCAGAUUUAUUAUUUUUAUAUGGUAAAGCAGUCUUUCAAAGUGGUGUGAGUAAAUCAGAAGUGUUUGGUGGAAAGCCUGCUGAACCAGAGGUAGAAACUGAAAACAGUGAAUCAAAACAGGAAGAGAGUAAACCAGAAACUGAUAAAACAGAUGAUACUUUCCAAUUCUAUGCAGACGGAGAUGGGGAGGAAGAAGAUGGUGAGGAAAACGAAGAACCAAAUGAAGAUGAAAAUAACGACGAGGAUGCGAAUAAAAGUGAUUUUGAGGUUGCUUGGGAAUUAUUGGAUUUGGCUAGAGCCUUGUUUGAAGAGAAACUCGAGUCUUUGGAUAAGGGGGACUUGAAACCACCAUAUUUGACACAAGACACAGACGAAAGUAGUAAUGAUUAUAUAGUGGUGUUGAAAAAAUUAUCAGAAACUUACGAUAUCCUAGGAGAAGUGUCAUUGGAGGCAGAAAACUUUAAUCAAGCUGCUGAUGAUUUGAGAAAAUGUUUAGAGUUGAGACUAGAACUAUUUUCAGAUACGUCAUCUUUAAUAUCUGAAUCACAUUACAAAUUGGCAUUGGCAUUAGAAUUCCAAUCUGACGAUUCCAAUCUGAGAAAGAACGCUGCUGAACAAAUGAAAUUGGCAAUUGAGUCUGUUGAAAGAAGGAACAAAAAUGAAAAUGAUGACUCUAAAAGAAAGGAAAACCAAGAGAUUAUUGAUGAGAUGAAGGAAAAGUAUCAAGAUUUAUUGAAAGAUCCUUCAGAAGAAAUCAAAAUGCAGCAAUUGGAUAUAAUCAAGGGGAUCUUGGGUGAGGAGGCAUCAGGCAGUGAACAAAGUGCAGGUGCCGCUAUCGUUAACAAUCUUCAAACCAUGGUGAAGAAGAAACAAAACAAGGAAGAAACCAAAACUGUGGUCAAUGAUUUAUCAGGUAUGGUUAGGAAAAGAAAAAAGCAGGAUGCUAAUGAUGACAAGACUAAAAAGCUCAAAUCAGAAUAG